This is a messenger RNA of Mastomys coucha (southern multimammate mouse), 924 nucleotides long. It is a transcript of the gene Fcer1g, whose product is annotated as Fc fragment of IgE receptor Ig. Gene Ontology annotation, cellular component: membrane; Fc-epsilon receptor I complex; external side of plasma membrane. Lineage: Eukaryota; Metazoa; Chordata; Mammalia; Rodentia; Muridae. The record is from RefSeq and is a predicted model, not a curated record. Gene Ontology annotation, biological process: T cell differentiation involved in immune response; immunoglobulin mediated immune response; regulation of platelet activation. Bases 366 to 626 code for a protein of 86 amino acids. Gene Ontology annotation, molecular function: IgE receptor activity; IgG binding. The transcript has 5 exons.
GGAGUCUCGAGGGGCAGCUUUCUGUAUACAGACAUACCUGCAUCUGAGUGGCAGAUGGUGGUGGGGUGUUAAAUAUGGCAGAUAGAGACACCCUUUCCCAAGCAUGGAAGCCUGCUCAUUCUGUGGAUUAGGUUGGUCCCUGAAAGGGCUGAGGCUUAGAGGCCAGAUCUUCCAGCUCCCCAAGUUGGCCCUUCCGGGAGCUGCCUGGUCUGUAGUACAGGAAGGGGAAGGGGCCAAAGCGUGGGGGAAGGCGUGGCAGGAAGGAGGGAACUGUGGUCAGGGAACUGUUCGUGGGCACAGCUGCGCAGUUCUGUCAUAGCCUGCGAUCACCAGCUCCCAGCGCCGCAGCCCCCAGCGUGCCCAGGAUGAUCCCAGCCGUGAUCUUGUUCUUGCUCCUUUUGGUGGAACAAGCAGCUGCCCUGGGAGAGCCGCAGCUCUGCUAUAUCCUGGACGCCGUCCUGUUUUUGUAUGGUAUUGUCCUUACCCUGCUCUACUGUCGACUCAAGAUCCAGGUCCGAAAGGCAGCGAUAGCCGGCCGUGAGAAAGCAGAUGCUGUCUACACGGGCCUGAACACCCAGAACCAGGAGACAUAUGAGACUCUGAAGCAUGAGAAACCAUCUCAAUAAGCUUCAGAAUAGAUGCGCUUAGUUGCACUCUUUUUCUACUUCUAACUCUCUCCUAGCCCUUGUGGUUGGCAUCGCUUUGCUACCUCUGCACUUUGAAAGCUAGCUGACCUUAUUCCCACCAUGAUGCCAGGCUCUAAAUCACUGUACACUGGCAAGUCCUCGUCUCCGUUGAGGACUUACUCACUGACGUUUCUUUUCCUCCAUCCUCCUUUGCUUCAUUCCUCUUUCCUUCCCCAAAUCUCACCAGACAAUGGAAAAGGGAUGACCUCUCAAUAAAGCUGCCCGAGAUCUGACUCAA